Messenger RNA from Blumeria graminis f. sp. triticale, 972 nucleotides. Lineage: Eukaryota; Fungi; Ascomycota; Leotiomycetes; Helotiales; Erysiphaceae. The record is from the annotation of a GenBank genome assembly.
AUGGCAGAAAAAAUGGCUAAAUACCGAACUGAAAUUCAACAGAUGAUGUACGUGUCUGGGGAGACAACCGAGGCAUCAGCGGAGACUACAGGCAUGAUUGAAGAAAUUGUCCGACAGCAGGUCAUAGAAAUGCUCCGGCAAUGCACUGAACAAGCCUCACGCCGAGGUUCUCGAUCUAUAUCAACAGAUGAUCUAAUCUUCCUGAUCAGACAUGAUCAGGCCAAGGUUUCACGACUUCGAACCUUCCUCUCCUGGAAAGAUGUGCGAAAAAAUGUGAAAGAUUCUGAUGACAAGGGAGGAGAUGCGGAUUUAGUUGCUGGUGAUGAGCCGGUUGGAGCAGUAGCUGGAGGUCCAGUGGUCGAUACAGCCAAAAAAAACAAAAAGGCUAAGGUUGGCCUACCGUGGGAAGUACCGUCCUUUUACAAUCAAGAAGUACCUGAACGCGAAGAUGAAGAAGAUGAAGAUGAAGAGGAAAUGAAUUACGCAACAUUACAACGUCUUAAAAAGGCCGACGAACGUACUAAAGUUAUGACCAAAGAAGAGUAUGUGACCUGGUCAGAAUAUAGACAAGCGUCUUUCACAUUUCGCAAGGGCAAGCGUUUUAAAGAGUGGGCAGGAUUCGGCGUGGUGACCGACUCUAAGCCUAACGAUGACAUUGUCGAUAUUCUAGGAUUCUUAACGUUCGAAAUCGUUCAAACUUUGACCGAAGAAGCUCUCAAAAUCAAGGAACAAGAAGAUUUGGUCAAAGAGAAGAUAGGUAGCGAACAGUCAGGUAAAAAGCGUAAGUUUCAAGGCUUAUUCGAGCCGCCAUCAGAAGGUCACACCACAGUUGAGCCACGACACAUCCAAGAAGCUUUCCGUCGCCUCCAACAUCGUCCAAACAAACAACGAGCAAUGUGUAAUUUUACGCGUGGUCUGAACCGCACGCCCCUAAAACUUGUAAGUUAUUUAAUACAGGAUAAAAAUUCUUAA